AGCCCUGCCUGCGCCCGCCUCCAAAGCGGUGCUCACUGCAGUCCGCAGAGGUUCUCUAGGCCGAGGCCCGGCCCGCUAGCAAGGCCGAGCCGCUGCGUUUUAUUUCGUUCGUGAUUUUUGCAUCAGCUGAAGUUUUGUGAGUUGGGUUAAACUCGGGACCUCCGCGAAGAGGACCCUUCUUUUUUUUUUCUUUCCAAAAUGGCAGCCUCCAGCCGCGCACAAGUGUUAGAUCUGUACCGGGCGAUGCUGAGAGAGAGCAAGCAUUUCAGCGCCUACAACUACAGAACGUAUGCUGUCAGGAGGAUAAGAGAUGCCUUCAGAGAAAAUAAAAAUGUGAAGGAUCCUGUAGAAAUUCAAACCCUAGUGAAUAAAGCCAAAAGAGACCUUGGAAUAAUUCGUCGACAGGUCCACAUUGGCCAACUGUAUUCGACUCACAAGCUCAUCAUUGAGAAUCAAGAGAAGCCCAAGACCUAGGAGCCAGGGACCUGCCACCAGUGGCAGCCGGGGACCACCUUCAGCAUCCAUUCUGUGCUUGGGAGCCUCCAGCUCUGCCUGCCCUGUGGGAGCUGACAGACAGUCACGUUUUCCUUUUGUCGCAGCCUCGCUAGCAGGAUGGCCGUCUCUGCUCAGUUCAGUGUUAGCGUGGAGAGCGGGGCGCGCUCAGAACAAUGCUGUGGAUUGCCGCGCCUCUCUCCCCCGCCCCCAUCCGUGGCUCACCGCCACUGCGUGUGCGUUCCCGGACUUUGUGUCGUGCUCCUUGACAAUAAAUAGGCUUGUCUGCCUAAGCCUUUCACACCACAUCAGCCCAUCGCCACGAAAGCAUGUUCAUUUCCUGCUGCUGCAGGGUCUCCGGAGGGCUGCGGGGGACCCCCGGGGAGCAUCCAGCCCUGAGCAGAGAACGCCUGUGUGAAGGCAAGUUCGAGCACCAGUGAGAUUUGGGGGGCGGUGGGGAGGAGUGCAGGGGUACAGGGCGCACCCUGCGGGUCAUACCUGGGCCCACUGCAGCAACACAGGUGACAGGUGUGUGGACACACAGCCAGACAGCAUCACAGCAGGAGCCCCAGCGGGGAGCUUGCUGGAAGCGCAGACUCAAGCACCUCCCCAGCCCUUGCGAAGGAGAAGCCACCGUCUGACCCCGC
Messenger RNA from Propithecus coquereli (Coquerel's sifaka), 1139 nucleotides. RefSeq names its product LYR motif containing 4 (gene LYRM4). The record is from RefSeq and is a predicted model, not a curated record. The coding region runs from base 199 to 474 and encodes 91 amino acids. Gene Ontology annotation, cellular component: L-cysteine desulfurase complex; mitochondrion. Lineage: Eukaryota; Metazoa; Chordata; Mammalia; Primates; Indriidae. The transcript is spliced from 3 exons. Gene Ontology annotation, biological process: iron-sulfur cluster assembly.